CCGCGUCCGCGCAGCCGGGCUCCACCCGGAGCGCGAGCGCCGAGGCGCCGCUACCCCGCAAACCGGGAAGCGUGGGAGCCGACGCGAGGGCUCCCCGCUAACCCUUCCGGCUUCCUCGAGCGCCGCGCGCACUCCGGUUCCGUCACCGCGCGGGCCCGGCCCCGGGUGUGUCCCGGCGCGCGGCCGGAGGCGGCCGAUGAGGAGACUGAGGCACAGAGAUGAAGCACCUUCCAUGACGUUACAGAUCUUCAGGAAGGUUGUGGCAGCCGGGGUGCUCCGCCGGUCACUCGGCACGGGUCAGCGUCCCGGGAGAGGGCCUUGCCGCUCUUCCCUUACGAGCCAGUCAGGAAUCCCAGCAUGUGAACUGCACGUGGUCGGAGGGAGGAGGGAGGACAGCGGCGGAGGCUGGAUCUUCAGUGACCGAAAAGCCCUGUCUAGAAGAAACCCUGUAAAUGCAAUGAAUGUGGCAAAGCCUUCAGUUACCAGUCGGACCUUAUGGUCCACAGUAGAACUCAUGGUGGAGAAAAGCCUUUUGAAUGCCACGAGUGUGGGAAAACCUUCAGCCGAAGCACACACCUUCUCGAACAUCAGAGAACUCACACUGGAGAGAAGCCGUAUGAAUGCGGUGAGUGUGGAAAGGCUUUCAGCCGGAGUACUCACCUUAGUCUACACCGGAGGAUCCACACGGGAGAGAAACCGUAUGAAUGCGGUGCGUGCGGGAAAGCCUUUAGCCGAAGCACUAACCUCAGUCAGCAUCAGCGAACUCACACCCAAGAAAGACCUUACAAAUGUAACGAGUGUGGGAAAGCCUUCGGUGACCGGUCAACCGUAAUUCAGCAUCAGCGCAUACACACCGGCGAGAACCCGUACGCGUGUCGCGAGUGCGGGAGAGCUUUCAGCUGGAUCUCCUCCCUCGUUGAGCACCAGAGGACGCACACCGGGGACAGCCCCUACGCGUGCAGCGGCUGCGGGAAGGUGUUCAGCAGAAGCUCGUCCCUUAGCGAACACCAGAGGAUCCACACCGGAGAAAAGCCCCAUGAGUGUGGAGAGUGCGGGAAGGGCUUCGGUCGGAGCUCCUCCCUCAUCAUUCACCAGAGAACUCACACGAGAGAGAAGCCGUACAAGUGUAACGACUGUGGGAAAGCCUUCAGUCAGAGUUCAACUCUCAUCAGACAUCAGCAGCUUCACGCGAAAGGGUAGUAUCUGAGCUCUCGUUGACGGCAGCAUAAGAGCACACAGCGUGACUUCCUGUCGCUACACGUCUUGGAAGUCCCCCCCUCUACUAGCUGGCCAGAAGCCAAUUUCAAGUUAGCCUUCCUGCCUGCCUUCCUUGAUGCUCAAAGGACUGAUCAAGACAAGGGGAUGACUUUCAGAAGCCAACACGUUCCAUCCCCUAUUCUGGAGGACUCCAGACUUAGAGUAUAGACCUCCUACCUGACACCUUGUAUUUGCUCACUUUAUCUGUUCCGCAGGGCUUGGCUCCCUGAACAGUCAGUGGACCUUCUGUUUCCCGACCAUGUCAGCCCCUUUACUUAAGAGGAAAUCCUGUGUGUGUGUGUGUGUGUGUGUGUGUGUGUGUGUGCGCGCGCGCGUGUGUGUGUAUGAGAGAGAGAGAGACAGAGAGAGAGAGAGAGAUGCUGACUCUAGUCACAGAAGAGAAGGAGCUGGCUUCAGAACAGGACAAAACACUCCCACCGGUUUGGUGAUCAUAGCGUUGAGGCAAAUUCAGUCCCUCAUCUUACAAGGACAGAUUUUUCUCUUAAACCUUUUUUGCUGUAGCGUAUUUUCCUCAAAGUAUAAACCAUGGUUCUACUAAUGUGCUUAAUUAAUCCUAGUAGUAUUUUAUCUCUUCCUUACCAAGAAUGUCCUGACACUUAACGUUUAAUUUUUCCAUUAUUUAGAAAAAAUGGUGCCCUAGUUUUUAAAUUUUUCUUUUGUUUACAGACUUCAUGAAGCUUCGGCCCUCUGGCCCUAAUGCUCACUCAUCCUGUAGAGCUGAUCUCUCAAGGACAAAUUCAGUGCCUAUUUCUUAGUCUUUUUCCUACUUGACAUUUGCAGAAUUGGCACUUUUGGCCACUCUUAGGGCCUUAACAUUUGGGCUUCUGCUGGGAUCCAUGAUUGUGUGCUGAUCCACACUUUCCCUACCUCCCAACAUUCUCUGAUUAACAGUGAUCAGCUCUAUAACUUUGGGCAAGAAUUAGACCAGAAUAGUCUCAUUUUAUUGGGCCAUAAUACUUGAGGUUAUUCAAUGAGGUUGUAAGCUUCUUGAAGACACAAACCUUUCUUUAGAUCCCUUUAAAGCAUCCAAAGUGCCGAGCAGUCCCUAAAUGCCCUGUGAUUAUUGCCCGCCUUAUCCCAGGUAAUCAGUUGGCUAGGGUUUAUCUGAAAUGGCGUACGAGUUGAUUUCUCUCUCUGUUCUUAACUGCUGCUGCCGGGGCCUCAGGAGUUUGGGCCCAGAUUGUGAGAGUAAACACCAUUGCCCUUGUCUCCCUCUCUCCAACUCGAUGCCUGACUAAACAAUCACCUUGUCUGAAGAGUCCACAGUUCUCAUUGUCCCUGGGAAAAAGGUCAAACUGUAACUUCAAGGCCUUCCACAGUUAGGUCCAUUUCCUUAUUUUCCAUUACUGCCCGGUGUCCGUGGGCAGACCUGUCCUUUGUCUCUACCACACCCUCUGUUCACACUUGGCUUCUUUUCAAACUAUUCUGUGGCACCCUUUUACACUUCCUGCUUUCUUCCUUGUGUCUCCGGAAAUCCUAUCCACACUCAAGUCUGCCCCCACUGACACUUCUAGUUCCCCACCUGAGAAGUCCUUUGCAGAAGGGGCGCCUGGGUGGCUCAGUCGGUUGAGUGUCUGACUUCGGCUCAGGUCAUGAUCUCGUGGUUGGUGAGAUUGAGAUCCGUGUCCGGCUCUGUGCUGACAGCUCAGAGUCUGAAGUCUGCUUCAGAUUCUGUGUCUCUCUCUCUCUCUGCCCCUCCCCCACUCACACUCUCUCUCAAAAAUAAACAUUAAAAAAGAAGUCCUUUGCAGUGAUGGUUUGCGUGUAUUUUCCUACAUUACACACUUUCUUAUUCUGUUCUCAGAUCCUUUCAGGUGUUUUUUUUUCCAUAAGCUUUUGAAGUUAGAAAUUGUCUUAAAUCUCUUCGAAGCCCCAUCUAACACAUGGUACAAUGCAGGUCUGCACUCUCGUUUUAAUCUAAACCAGGAGGGUUUAAUUUAAUAGUGCAGUGUCUUUAGUCUUUUGACUGGUGAGAUGACCUCAUAAAUAUUUUGGUCCUUUUUGUCCUACUUUGAAUUAUGUAAAUUCACUCGUGGGACUAAGUGUCCUUUAGAGCUCUGGGAUGCUGGCGUCUUGGCUUUCCAUCUCGUGGGACUGUUGUAAGGAACAAAUGAAAUGAGUUUAUUCAUGUGAAGUGAUGAAAACAGUGGCUGACAAAGUAAGCUCUCAAUAAAUGCAAAUUGUUAUCAUUCUACUGCUUCA
Molecule: messenger RNA, 3480 nt
Organism: Leopardus geoffroyi (Geoffroy's cat)
Lineage: Eukaryota; Metazoa; Chordata; Mammalia; Carnivora; Felidae
Exons: 5
Coding region: 197-832 (211 amino acids)
Source: RefSeq, a predicted model, not a curated record